Messenger RNA from Tinamus guttatus (white-throated tinamou), 1813 nucleotides. It is a transcript of the gene SOCS4, whose product is annotated as suppressor of cytokine signaling 4. Gene Ontology annotation, cellular component: phosphatidylinositol 3-kinase complex. Gene Ontology annotation, molecular function: 1-phosphatidylinositol-3-kinase regulator activity. Gene Ontology annotation, biological process: phosphatidylinositol phosphate biosynthetic process; intracellular signal transduction; negative regulation of epidermal growth factor-activated receptor activity. The record is from RefSeq and is a predicted model, not a curated record. NCBI's taxonomy places the organism in Eukaryota, Metazoa, Chordata, Aves, Tinamiformes, Tinamidae.
UUGGAAACCUGUGAAGCCAAACUAUUACAAUGGCAGAAAACAAGGACAGUCAUAUUAAAAAUGCAGACGUGAGGCCCAAAAGCAGCCGGAGCAGAAGCGCAGACAGGAAGGAUGGUUAUGUCUGGAGUGGAAAGAAGCUCUCCUGGUCAAAGAAGAGUGAGCACUGCCCCGACGCCGAGGCAGCAAGCGCUGCAGGAAGGCCAGGGGCCGCUUUGAGAAGCCAGGAGAGGAAGUUCAGCUGCUCCUCCAUCGAGCUGGAUCUCGAUCGCUCCUGUGGACACAGGUUUUUAGGCCGCUCUCUCAAACAGAAGUUGCAAGACGCCGUGGGCCAGUGCUUUCCCAUAAAGAACUGUAGCAGCCGGCACGGCUCCGGGCUCCCGUCGAAAAGGAAAAUCCAUAUCAGUGAGUUAAUGCUAGAUAAGUGUCCCUUCCCGCCGCGCUCGGAGCUAGCCUUUCGGUGGCACCUGAUUAAAAGACAUACGGCCCCUAUAAGUCAGAAAGCAGAGGAGUGGAUAAUUGCAGAUUUGUCCCAGAGUGAGGAGAAGGAGGAUCAGCUGAGGGACGAUGAGAUUGCGGGAGCGGGAACGGACUCUCCUUCCUCGUCCUGUGACCUGACGGACAGCAGUUCUUCCAGGGCCGAUUCCAGGGCCGAGCUGGUCCCAGGCAAAGCAGGACGGAGCGGGAAGGACGAGAGCGAUAUGGACUCCGACGAGGACGUCAUAACCCUGUGCACGAGUUCUAGGAAAAGAAACAAGCCCAAAUGGGAGACGGAUGAUGAGCUGCUGCGGAUGGAGACGCCUCCUAAAUACCACACGCAGAUCGAUUACGUCCACUGCCUGGUCCCGGACCUCCUUCAGAUCAAUAACAACCCCUGCUACUGGGGAGUCAUGGAUAAAUACGCAGCCGAGGCCCUGCUGGAGGGCAAGCCAGAGGGAACGUUCUUACUACGAGAUUCUGCCCAAGAAGACUAUUUAUUUUCUGUGAGCUUCAGGCGCUACAGCCGUUCUCUGCACGCGCGGAUAGAGCAGUGGAACCACAACUUCAGCUUCGAUGCCCACGACCCCUGUGUCUUCCACUCCCCCGACAUCACGGGACUCUUAGAGCACUAUAAAGAUCCCAGCUCCUGUAUGUUCUUCGAACCGCUUUUAUCCACCCCCUUGAACAGGACUUUUCCUUUCUCCCUCCAACAUAUAUGUAGAACAGUUAUUUGCAACUGCACAACUUACGAUGGUAUCGAUGCACUUCCUAUUCCUCCCUCAGUGAAGCUCUAUCUGAAGGAAUAUCAUUAUAAAUCGAAAGUCAGAGUACUCCGAAUCGAUGUACCAGAGCAGCAAAGCUAGAAAAUAUUUUUAUGAAAGAAUGAAAUUGUCUCUAAGCAGAGGAAUAGCGUGUCCAGUCUCGCCUUCCUUUUAGGUUUUUUUUAAUGGCAGUUUGAUUUUCUUCUCUUGCAGAUUAUUUAUAACCCAAACUAGCCUCUGCCUAAGGCAUUUUUAUCCAAAUGUACUUUGAGUCUUCCCACCUCUCUUUUUAAGAAAUGAUCUUUGUGGGCUUUUGGUACUGAUCCCAAUCUAGAGUUUUAUGGAAUUUCAGGUAGGCUUUCUGGUAUUUCUAUAGAUGGAUAGUCUUUAGAUCUAAAAACCUUAAAAAUCAGUUUUGAACUCAAUCUGUCUUUUAUAUUGUAAUUUGCAUAUGUUGCUUACAUGUUUGAAAUAAUGCACUCAACUAAAGACUGACUCAUCUGUAUUUUCUGCAUUUCUUUUAAAAUGAGCACUCAAGCCUCUGUGUGUGUGUAUGUGUGUCUAAAACACAGUAA